Messenger RNA from Wallemia mellicola CBS 633.66, 272 nucleotides. RefSeq lists its product as hypothetical. The record is from RefSeq and is a predicted model, not a curated record. The transcript is spliced from 2 exons. Lineage: Eukaryota; Fungi; Basidiomycota; Wallemiomycetes; Wallemiales; Wallemiaceae. Gene Ontology annotation, cellular component: RNA polymerase I complex; RNA polymerase III complex; RNA polymerase II, core complex. Gene Ontology annotation, biological process: transcription by RNA polymerase I; tRNA transcription by RNA polymerase III; transcription by RNA polymerase II. The coding region runs from base 6 to 272 and encodes 88 amino acids. Gene Ontology annotation, molecular function: zinc ion binding; DNA-directed RNA polymerase activity; DNA binding.
AAAAUAUGAUUAUACCGGUCAGAUGCUUCAGUUGUGGAAAAGUCGUCGGUGAUAAAUGGGAAGCUUACUUGGAUCUCUUGCAAGCAGAUAUCACAGAAGGUGAUGCUAUGGAUAAGCUUGGAUUGAGAAGAUAUUGCUGUCGUAGAAUGAUUCUCACUCAUGUCGACUUAAUUGAGAAGUUGCUGAAUUAUAACUGUAAGGUUUAUCGCAUUCACUGGGAUACAGCUAAUGUUUCCAACUCUAUAGCUCAUGAACGUCUUCGUAAUCGUUAA